AUGCAUCAGAACCUCGAUGAUGCAAUAUGUCUUCUGGGGUUAAUCUCAGAACGUCCACCGGACCUCCAAGAACCAACACAACAGACGGAACCUAGUGAUAUCGAUAAAGAGUUGGAAUCAUAUCUCAAUGACGAGGAAUUCGACGACCCAGAAGAUCCAACUGUAUCGGGUGCCGAUCCAGAACAUGAACAAUAUCGCAUCGAGCUGAAGAACCAAUUCCUCGACCGACUUGCCGUAACUCUAGCUCGCUUCAAAACUACGUCGAAUGGUGCAAGACAUAUCUCCGCACUUAUGAUGGUCUGCUAUGAAGACGAAGGGCGCGUCAAAAUAUUUUGCGCUAAGAAUGAGGGGCUUGAGCAGGAAGAUAAAGACUUUCUGACUAGAUGGAAGUUACUUAUGUCGAUCAUCGAUCGAUGGAGAUGA
Messenger RNA from Penicillium crustosum, 423 nucleotides. RefSeq lists its product as uncharacterized. NCBI's taxonomy places the organism in Eukaryota, Fungi, Ascomycota, Eurotiomycetes, Eurotiales, Aspergillaceae. The transcript has 2 exons. The coding region runs from base 1 to 423 and encodes 140 amino acids. The record is from RefSeq and is a predicted model, not a curated record.